UCCACAAGCUCCUCCCUGCCUCCAGGCCUUUGAUCCUGCUGUUCUCUGCCUGGUGCACCAUCUCCUGUCUCUUCACAUGGUUGGUGUCUACUCAUCCUUCGCACCUCUGCUUCUGAGCCUCCUCAUUAUUUCUUCCAGAUAACGUGUCACAUCUGAACUCUUUAUUUACUUGUCUGUCAUCUAUCACACCCAGGAGACUGAGCCCAAAAAGGGAGAGCAGGCAUUGUGUCCCUAUCAUGCUCAGUCAUUACCCAGUGAAUGGAUCCUCCCAGGGUUAUUGCAGAAAUGAAGUGAAAUGGUGUGAAAUUGCUCAGGCCUGUAGCAGACACAUGUAGGUGCUCAUCGAGCCAAGAGUGCAGGGAGGAUUCGGGGUGGGAACAGGGAGCUACUUGGUAAGGAAAUGCAUUUGGAAUCUUCCAACCAGGGGAAAUGCCUUGGGGACCCUCCAGGCUGGGAGUAAGGAGCUGCAGGUCCCCCGUCAGCCCUGUGAGGGGCCUUGACAGUGUCUGCUGGGCGGAUCACGCCCCUCCUGACCCAGCUCCUCCCUCCCAGGAGCCCAGUGAUGCUGCCCAGGCUGUGAACAGGGAAGGCGGCACUGUGGGGGCUGCCGGCAGCCGAGGCAGGGGAGAGACAUGUGGACACGUGGUCUCUAUGGCUCCCGCCUGCCAGAUCCUCCGCUGGGCCCUCGCCCUGGGGCUGGGCCUCACAUUCGAGGUCACACACGCCUUCCGGUCUCAAGAUGAGUUCCUGUCCAGCCUGGAGAACUAUGAGAUCGCCUUCCCCACCCGAGUGGAUGACAACGGGGCACUGCUGGCCUUCUCGCCCCCUGCCUCCCGGAGGCAGCGUCGGGGCACAGGGCCUGCAGCAGAGUCCCGUCUCUUCUACAAGGUGGCUGCACCCAGCACCCACUUCCUGCUGAACCUGACCCACAGCUCGCGCCUUCUAGCAGGACAUGUCUCUGUGGAGUACUGGACACGGGAGGGCCUGGCUUGGCAGAGGGCUGCCCGGCCCCACUGCCUCUAUGCUGGCCACCUGCAGGGCCAGGCUGACAGCUCUCAUGUGGCCAUCAGCACCUGUGGGGGCCUGCAUGGCCUGAUUGUGGCAGAUGAGGAAGAAUACUUGAUUGAGCCUCUACAAAGUGGAACCAAAAGGGGCCAGGGCCCGGAGGAGAGUGGCCCCCAUGUGGUGUACAAGCGUUCCUCCCUGCGUCACCCCCACCUGGACACAGCCUGUGGAGUGAGAGAUGAGAAACCGUGGAAGGGGCGGCCAUGGUGGCUGCGCACCCUGAAGCCGCCACCUGCCAGGCCCCUGGGCAAUGAAACAGAGCGCAGCCAGCUGGGUCUGAAGCGCUCCGUCAGCCGAGAGCGCUACGUGGAGACCCUGGUCGUGGCUGACAAGAUGAUGGUGGCCUACCACGGGCGCCGAGAUGUGGAACAGUACGUGCUAGCCAUUAUGAACAUUGUUGCCAAACUUUUCCAAGACUCGAGUCUGGGAAACAUCGUUAAUAUCCUGGUAACACGGCUCAUCCUGCUCACAGAGGACCAGCCCACUUUGGAGAUCACCCACCAUGCCGGGAAGUCACUGGACAGCUUCUGUAAGUGGCAGAAAUCCAUUGUGAACCAUAGCGGCCAUGGCAACGCCAUUCCAGAGAACGGUGUGGCCAACCAUGACACAGCAGUGCUCAUCACGCGCUAUGACAUCUGCAUCUACAAGAACAAACCCUGCGGCACACUAGGUCUGGCCCCUGUGGGAGGGAUGUGUGAGCGCGAGAGAAGUUGCAGCAUCAAUGAGGAUAUUGGCCUGGCCACGGCGUUCACCAUUGCCCAUGAGAUCGGACACACGUUUGGCAUGAACCACGACGGCGUAGGGAACAGCUGCGGGGCCCGGGGCCAGGACCCAGCGAAGCUCAUGGCUGCCCACAUUACCAUGAAGACCAACCCAUUUGUGUGGUCAUCCUGCAGCCGCGACUACAUCACCAGCUUCCUGGACUCAGGUCUGGGGCUCUGCCUGAACAACCGGCCCCCCAGACAGGACUUCGUGUACCCAACCGUGGCGCCCGGCCAGGCCUACGAUGCCGAUGAGCAGUGCCGCUUCCAGCAUGGAGUCAAAUCGCGUCAGUGUAAAUACGGGGAGGUCUGCAGCGAGCUGUGGUGUCUGAGCAAGAGCAACCGGUGCAUCACCAACAGCAUCCCGGCCGCAGAGGGCACGCUGUGCCAGACACACACCAUCGACAAGGGGUGGUGCUACAAGCGGGUGUGCGUCCCCUUCGGGUCACGACCUGAGGGCGUGGAUGGGGCUUGGGGCCCGUGGACCCCGUGGGGAGACUGCAGCCGGACUUGCGGGGGUGGCGUGUCCUCCUCCAGCCGUCACUGCGACAGCCCCAGGCCAACCAUCGGGGGCAAGUACUGCCUGGGCGAGAGACGGCGGCAUCGCUCUUGCAACACUGAUGACUGUCCCCCUGGCUCCCAGGACUUUAGAGAAAUGCAGUGCUCUGAAUUUGACAGCGUCCCCUUCCGUGGAAAAUUCUACACGUGGAAAACAUACCGAGGAGGGGGCGUGAAGGCCUGCUCGCUCACCUGCCUAGCAGAAGGUUUCAACUUCUACACGGAGAGGGCAGCAGCCGUGGUGGACGGGACACCUUGCCGCCCAGACACGGUGGACAUUUGUGUCAGCGGCGAGUGCAAGCACGUGGGCUGCGACCGGGUCCUGGGCUCCGACCUGCGGGAGGACAAGUGCCGAGUGUGUGGGGGUGAUGGCAGUGCCUGCGAAACCAUUGAGGGGGUCUUCAGCCCGGCCUUGCCUGGGGCUGGGUACGAGGAAGUCGUCUGGAUCCCCAAAGGCUCCAUCCACAUUUUCAUCCAGGACCUGAACCUCUCCCUCAGUCACUUGGCCCUGAAGGGGGACCAGGAGUCCCUGCUGCUGGAGGGGAUGCCCAGGACCCCUCAGCCCCACCGCCUGUCCCUGGCUGGGACCACCUUUCAGCUGCGACCUGGGCCAAAUCAGACACAGAGUCUAGAAGCCCUGGGACCCAUCAAUGCUUCUCUCAUCAUCAUGGUGCUGGCCAGGACGGAGCUGCCUGCCCUUCGCUACCGAUUCAAUGCCCCCAUCAUCCGUGAUGCACUGCCCCCCUACUCCUGGCACUACUCACCUUGGACCAAGUGCUCUGCCCAAUGUGCCGGUGGCAGCCAGGUGCAGGCCGUGGAAUGCCGCAACCAGCUGGACAGCUCAGCCGUGGCCCCCCACCACUGCAGCGCCCAGAGCAAGCUUCCCAAGAGGCAGCGGGCCUGCAACACCGAGCCCUGCCCACCCGACUGGGUUGUGGGGAACUGGUCGCGCUGCAGCCGCAGCUGUGACGCCGGCGUGCGCACCCUAGCGGACCCCCCUCGACUGGUCCGAGAUGAGCCGGCCUCCUCACCAUCCAGGGACCGGCAGCACCUCUCGGCUCCCUGUGCGGCGGGGAAGGGCGGGUGUGCAGAGGCCCUGCGCCCCCCAGCCACGCAGCAGUGCGAGGCCAAGUGCGACAGCGCGCCCCCCGGGGACAGCCCGGAAGAGUGCAAGGAUGUGAACAAGGUCGCCUACUGCCCCCUAGUGCUCAAAUUUCAGUUCUGCAGCCGAGCCUACUUCCGCCAGAUGUGCUGCAAAACCUGCCAUGGCCGCUAGGGGACAAGCAGCCCCUGAGCCACAGCUGAGCGCCAGCUUGGGGGUGGAGGGGACCGGCUGCAGCUGGCCAGUCUGAAGGAGCCCGCCAGGGCAGGAGCUGGGAGUGAAGGGUGAGAUGAAGCGGAAAUUAUUUAUUGGAAACCCAUGCAGGGCCCUGGCUGGGAGAUGGAGAGGGGCUGGCCAUCCCCAGGGCCCCUCCUCAGCUCCUUUCCCAGUUCACAGUGAGACCCCCUCCGGGUGGGUUGAGAAGAGAACGACUGUUUGACUUAGCGCUCUUUCCACCCACCCCUAGGGAGCCCCCUAAAAUCCCCCACCUUUGGUUGGAAUACAUACUGUGAAGAGUGGGGGUGGGGGAGGGGGUCAGCCAGUGCCCUGAUCCCCAACACUGCCCUUUCCCUCCACUCUGGGCUGGAGGGGGUCUCUGUCCACCAUGGGGAAAGGGAAUUAGCACGACUUCCUAGCACCCUCCCCUUGACAACACCAGCUACAGGGGUGGGUAAGAGGUGCCCGGUUGCUCACCCCCAUCAUGGUGCUACAGGCCCUGCCCUGGGGCCCGCACACCCCUUGCCAGGAAGUGCUACAUCAAUAAAGUUCUGUCUUGUGUAGA
Molecule: messenger RNA, 4267 nt
Organism: Myotis brandtii (Brandt's bat)
Lineage: Eukaryota; Metazoa; Chordata; Mammalia; Chiroptera; Vespertilionidae
Gene: ADAMTS10
Product: ADAM metallopeptidase with thrombospondin type 1 motif, 10
Exons: 24
Coding region: 430-3660 (1076 amino acids)
Biological process (GO): extracellular matrix organization; proteolysis
Cellular component (GO): extracellular matrix
Molecular function (GO): metalloendopeptidase activity
Source: RefSeq, a predicted model, not a curated record